Aethina tumida (small hive beetle) is the source of this 2455-nucleotide messenger RNA. RefSeq lists its product as uncharacterized. The record is from RefSeq and is a predicted model, not a curated record. The coding region runs from base 28 to 2181 and encodes 717 amino acids. The transcript has 5 exons. Lineage: Eukaryota; Metazoa; Arthropoda; Insecta; Coleoptera; Nitidulidae.
UUAUUGUUGUUCCUUGUUUUUUUCAACAUGCAAGAGCAAAUUUCUCUUUUGGAAUUAAAAAUUUUAAAUCUUGCAAAAAGUAAUAAUGUAGAUCAAGAUUAUCUGGAUUUGGAAUUGGAAAUUAGAGAAUUACGAGAACAAAUUGAAGGUCAUGCGACGUUGAAACCUUUAAUGAAGACUUACCAUAUAAAAUCUUGUGACGGUCUGCAAACAACAUUGGAGUCAAUCUACCAACAAAUGCGAAAAGAAUGUAAAGAAAAAGAAUUACAAACAAUUGAAAAUGACAUAAAAUCUAUAAAAAAAAUAAUUAACGGUUUAAACAAGCUUUCAUUAGAGGAAGCUGAAGAUAAAAUAAAUUUAAUUAUGUCUAAACUGGAUAAAAUUUGCGUGGUAGAAGAUGCCGACAAAGUAAAGAAGCAGUUAUUAAUUAAAUCUUGUAAAGAAGUGUGCACUUCCAUCGAAGAGUCAAAAUCUGAAAAUGAACUCUCAACUUUAGAAGGAGAAAUGAACAAAUUGGAAGCAGAAACUCGCAAGGGCACUAUAAAAGACACAAAUUUAUUACAUAAUAAAAUCGAUAAAAUUUCUAACGCCUGCAACAACAUUGAAGCAAUUAGUCAAUCGAACAAACAAAGGAAAUCAACCAUUUAUAAGAAAUGUGAAAAUCUAAUUCAAGUUUUAGGACAAAUGAGCAAAAAUAACAGUAAAAAUGAUGCAGCAUCUGGAGAAGAUAGUGAAGAAGAUGUAGAUAAUUUAUCCACCAGCAGCGAAGAAAGCAGUAGUGAAGAUGAUUCAGAUAGCGAAAUGAGCGAAGAAGACGACAACGUUACUACUUCUACAGUCGACACUCCAGUUACUGAUGAACACAGCAAAACAAUUCCUGACACCGUAAACAUUCAAACAUGUACAUGGAAUACUGAAAAUAAUUCAGAUUGGAAAAGGAGAAGCAUCCAUAAAUUAAAGUUGUCGGAAGAUUUUCUCGGAAGCAAGAACCAACUCAUAGAAAAAAAACCGACUCCCAAAUUAAGUGUAAACAAACUUAAAUUACCACCAGCUUUUUCUAGCAGUACACCUAAUUUGAAUAGAGUUGAGAGUAAAAUGGGAGGCAAACAAAGCCAUAUGAAUGAUAUUUCAUCCGACAAGUCUUCAAACACAUAUAAUAUGAUUGAUAUGGGGGAGAAAACAAAACAAACUAAAGGAAUUAAUGUUUCAAAGACAGUUUCUGCUAGUACUCCUCAUUUAGCAGGCAGUAAUAAAAAAGAAACUGGAUUGAACUCUUCUCAGAAUAAAAAUUUUCAACGUUCUGUUGAAAGGAGUAUUUCCCAGCCAAGUAACAAAAGUAGUGAAAUGAAUGUUGACAAAUAUGAUGAAGAAACUAUAAAUUUCAAGAUACCAGAAAUGAUUUCUGCAAGUACUCCUUAUUUAGCCAAUGAGGUUGAUGAAGAGACUGGUCUAUUUGCUAAUAAUGAAAAAAGGAAUAAAAGGAAGUUAAACAAGACAGAUUCACUUUCAACAAGUGUUCCCUACUUGUCCACAAUACAUGAUCUGGAUUCAGGCAUAAAUAAUUCAGGUAAAUUGGCGGAGAGAGUCGGACAGUCGCAAAAUUUUAAAACGUUCGUAACAAGUUGUGUGGAUAUUAAAGAAGAAGAGAUGAAACAAAGAGACCAAGAUGUGGUAAAAAUGAGCUUACCAAAUAUUUUUGUUUCUGUAGAAAAUUCAGAUGACUCUCAAGAGAAGCAGAGUGAAAUAAUAAUUGAACCAAAGAACAUUGGAAAACUGAAGAUACCCGAGGUGUAUAUCAAGAAACCCUUAAGGGUGGGGAGUGGCAAAUGGCACUUAGAUAUCAAACCAAAAUCUGACAGUGGAAAUAAGGUUUCAGACAAACAAAUUGACAAUCGACUAGAAAAAUAUUUCAAUCAGGAGCAACGACCGGUGAAAAGCAGCUCUGGUAAGGAAACUCUUAGAAGAAAAUUACUAGGGAAGCCUAUAGCGUGUUUGGAUGAAUUCUCAUUAAGAAUACUAGAUUCACAAUAUAAACAAAUCCUUGAAAACUUGAAAAAUGAGGACUUCCAACGCAAUGAGCAAGCUUUUAAAAAUUUAACUAAAGAUGUCAACGUUAGUGAUGCAACAAUUGACAUACAAUUUAGAAGAUUUUAUAAUCAAAAUAUGACGAACUCUUUUUAAAUGUAAAAUAUUUUAUUUUUCAAGGUGUUGGUUUUAUAUAUCAAUAAAUAUUAUUUAUAAUACAAGUUAGUUUUACAUUUUUUAUUGUUAUUGUGAAUAUUGUUAAUACGUUUAACCAUUUAGAAUUAGCAGUAGUAGAUAUUAUCUUUUGUGUUAUUGGAAGCCUCUUAUUGUUGAAGCUGAAAGCAGUCCUUUUAAAAAGUAAUAUUUUAUUAUAGGCAGUAUUAUUUAAUAAUAUUCUUUUUUGUAUAAUACUUAACAAUAAUAUAUUUGU